CCACGUUGGACGCGGGCAACCCCGCUGGAAGGCCACUCCCGGCCCCAGAAUGCACUGCGUGGCGCGUCACUCCGAGCCUUGGGUCCGGGAGCACAGGUCUUCUGUGGGUUGAAAUGUCUAUGAUUUUAUCUGCCUCUGUCAUUCGUGUCAGAGAUGGACUGCCGCUGUCUGCAUCUACUGAUUAUGAGCAGAACACAGGAAUGCAGGAGUGCAGAAAGUACUUUAAAAUGCUUUCGAGGAAACUUGCUCAGCUUCCUGAUAGAUGUACACUGAAAACUGGACAUUAUAACAUUAAUUUUAUUAGCUCUCUGGGAGUGAGCUACAUGAUGUUGUGCACUGAAAAUUAUCCAAAUGUUCUCGCCUUCUCUUUCCUGGAUGAGCUUCAGAAGGAGUUCAUUACUGCUUAUAACACGAUGAAGACAAACACUGCUGUCAGACCAUACUGUUUCAUUGAAUUUGAUAACUUCAUUCAGAGGACCAAGCAGCGCUAUAAUAAUCCCAGGUCUCUUUCAACAAAAAUAAAUUUGUCUGACAUGCAGAUGGAAAUCAAGCUGAGGCCCCCUUACCAAAUCCCGAUGUGUGAGCUGGGAUCAGCCAAUGGAGUCACAUCUGCAUUUUCUGUUGACUAUAAAGGUGCUGGUAAGAUUUCUUCCGCCCAUCAGCGACUGGAACCAGCAACUCUGUCAGGGAUUGUGGCGUUUAUCCUUAGUCUUUUAUGUGGAGCUCUGAAUUUAAUUCGAGGCUUUCAUGCCAUAGAAAGCCUCCUGCAGAGUGACGGUGAGGAUCUUAAUUACAUCAUUGCGUUUUUCCUUGGAACAGCAGCCUGCCUUUACCAGUGUUAUUUACUUGUGUACUACACCAGCUGGCGGAAUGUCAAAUCAUUUCUGACUUUUGGCUUAAUCUGUCUGUGCAACAUGUAUCUCUAUGAACUGCGCAACCUCUGGCAGCUUUUCUUCCAUGUGACGGUGGGAGCAUUUGUUACACUUCAGAUCUGGCUGAGGCAAGCCCAAGGCAAGGCUCCUGACCAUGAUGUCUGACAUCUCCCUUUGGACGUAUUGCCUUUGCCUUCAGGGGAAGGAGAGGACAUAUCUUAACUGCCACUGUGAUGAAGAAACCAGUCUCUACACUUGAGAAGCUCUGCUUUCUUUCUCUUCUCAUCUUCCCUUUUUGUUCUUACAAAUCAGCCUGGCAUGCCUAUGAGCAUGCAAGACCUGAAAGGAAAACUCCCAAGGAACCCUGCAGUGGAAUGUCAGGCUCAUCACAGUAGAAGAAACCUCGCACUAUCUGAGGAUCUGACAGAUAGCACUGAAUCCUCACUAGAGAGUUAACCAAAACUUAGUCAUGGAACGUGCUCCGAGGACCAAGCAGGAAUUCUACAACUUGAGUUUGCCUUUGUAAGGCAUUAGUAUAGACCAGUUAAGAAGAUGCUACCUGAAUUGGAAAGUUAUGGUCUAAAGCAACGACUACUAAGUUUCAGAUAAUUUGCACAAUUAUAGCACCAAGAGUUUAUGAAGUCCAGAAUGGCAUGAAAUUGGUUCCUUUGCUUUUCUGUUUCUGCCACCUUCCAACUCUGGAAAUCACCUGGUGUGGAAGAAGGCUGUGGUCACAGCUCUAGAAUAUCACGAAUCCUGCCAACCCGUUGACAUGUUUUCUUUCUAGACCAUGUUUGUCAUUGCUUUUGAAAUCACUAAAAAUACAAGAUUCAUUUGACUAUUGUGUCUCCCAAACUUUAUCAUCUGGAUUUGCCUAAUUUCUAACCUUUAAAUUUUUUAAGUUUUUAACAAAGAACCCCUUUUCCAAGUAGAAAAUCAGUAUCUCUUUGCCACUACACAAUGAAAUGGGUUCUUACAAGACACUGAUACCUGCCAUGGCUCUAACCCUGAGUGGUACUUGUGAGUAAUGAGAGGUGUUGACUUGGCACUGAAGUGAGAGUCCCUCUGUGGAAUAUUCAAAGAGUAAUGGGAAAUUGCAAAGGGAAUGAUAGUUUCACAGUGACACAGCAGUGAGAGUCAGAAUAAGGACUUCCCCUCACAGCUUCCAUUACUUCAUGCUAGCAAGUAUCCAGAAAAAAUAACACUCUUACACCCUUAGAAAGAUGAUUCAAGCCACUUUGAAUUCAUAAUAUGGGAGUACUGCUUGAUUUCAUUUGCAAAAAGUCUAUAAGGCACCUAGUUUGGA
Acomys russatus (golden spiny mouse) is the source of this 2178-nucleotide messenger RNA. RefSeq names its product SEC22 homolog A, vesicle trafficking protein (gene Sec22a). The record is from RefSeq and is a predicted model, not a curated record. The transcript is spliced from 7 exons. The coding region runs from base 114 to 1037 and encodes 307 amino acids. Lineage: Eukaryota; Metazoa; Chordata; Mammalia; Rodentia; Muridae. Gene Ontology annotation, biological process: endoplasmic reticulum to Golgi vesicle-mediated transport.